Molecule: messenger RNA, 1786 nt
Organism: Musca domestica (house fly)
Lineage: Eukaryota; Metazoa; Arthropoda; Insecta; Diptera; Muscidae
Product: secretory carrier-associated membrane protein 1-like
Exons: 6
Coding region: 106-1134 (342 amino acids)
Biological process (GO): protein transport
Cellular component (GO): trans-Golgi network membrane; recycling endosome membrane
Source: RefSeq, a predicted model, not a curated record
AGUAAUUAUUAACCGUUCAACACUAUCAGUGACACAGCUCAAAAGUAAAAAGUACCGAAGAAAGUGUUUUUAUUAUUUUGGGUAGCUUUUGAUUAUUGGAAAAAAAUGUCUGGAUUCGACGAUAAUCCUUUCGGAGAACCAAAUCUGGAUAACCCUUUUGCGGAUCCGGCUAUACAACAGGCGACUCGUACAACGACAAAUGUUCAGAGUUCGUUAGAAGACUACAAUCCCUUUGAGCAGGAACAAUCGAAGCCACAGUUAAACAUUAACUCAACAAUUAAUUCCAAUGCUGCAGUGGUACAACCUCUGUCGCAGAACUUACCACCUGCACAACAACGCGCCCCCGCACCCACAGCUAGCACCAGUAUUCAAAUAACCACAGAGGAAUUGCAGCGCCGGCAGGAGGAAUUGGACCGCAAAGCAGCGGAAUUAGACAGAAGAGAACAGCAAUUGCAAGGAAAUGUUCCACAACUUAAUAACUGGCCACCAUUGCCCGAUAAUUUCUGUGUUAAACCAUGUUUUUACCAAGAUUUUAAUUUGGAAAUACCUCCAGAAUUUCAAAGACUUGUCAAACACUUAUACUAUACAUGGAUGUUUUAUACCUUGACAAUGUGUGUUAACAUUAUUGGUGGUCUAGCCAUUCUAUUGCAUACCGGCGACUUUACGAAUUUCGGACUUUCUAUUUUUUAUACGCUGCUCUUCACCCCAGCAUCAUAUAUCUGCUGGUUCCGACCGGCCUACAAAGCAUUUCGCAACGAUUCCAGCUUUAACUUCAUGGUGUUUUUCUUCGUUUAUUUCUUUCAAACACUUUUUUCCGUGUUUCAAGCAAUUGGUUUUCCGAAGAGUGGCUAUUGUGGAUUUAUAGUCGCUAUAUCCCAGUUUAAAUCUUCAGCCGCUGACAUUGUUGUUGGUCUCUUUUUGCUUUGCAUCGCCUUCUGUUUUGCUGUCACAGCAGCUGCAAAUAUAAUGAUGAUUACAAAGAUCCAUUCAAUAUAUAGGAGUUCUGGUGCCAGUAUGGCGAAGGCACAGGCUGAAUUUGCGACAGAGUUCAUGCGUAAUCAACAUGUUCAGGAAGCUACAGCAACUGCAGUUAACUCGGCUAUAAAUUCUCAGUUCAAUAAUCGUCGAUAUUAAACUCGUAAAUACAUGCCUUUGAGAAAAAUUCAUCACAUUAAAAAUGAAUUGCAUGCAUUGCAUUAAUAUCAAUAAUAACGAUACAAUAAUUACAAUAAAUAUAUUGACGUCAUUGAAUAGAGUAAAUUAAGUUGAUAUGAGUACAUUAAGUUACAGAUAUGCAAAAACACAACACCAAUUCACUAUAACUCUUUGUUCUGUUGUGUAUUUUUUUCGUGUUUAUAACUGCAUACAAAAUGACGGUCAAUCAAAGCAACAAAAGGAGAUUCAUAGAAGUCAGCGAGAGUUAAGUGAAACAAUUAUCUAUAUUAAAUAUGCAUAAUAUCUCUCACUGACACAUAUGCAUUGCUUUUCGGAGUAAAUACAUACAUUUAAACGUCCAUUUCUCUAAAUUGAAUUAUAAAUAUUAAAAAUAUAAUACGUUUUUAUCGUCAUCAUCAUAUAAUUAUUUAACAUAACAUUCAGUAUGAAUCUAUCAUGUACUGUGUAGUAUUGUCAUAUUCCCCUCAUGUAUUACGCUGUUCCUAAGCAGUAACAUCUGAAAGAAGAAAACAAUUUAAGAUUUUAUUAUAAUUAUUAUUAUUUUGUUAUCUACAUAUAUACCUAUGUAUAUGUAUUCUUAUUAAUAAAUUACUACCAAUUAAUAGAUGUA